This is a messenger RNA of Anopheles funestus (African malaria mosquito), 762 nucleotides long. RefSeq lists its product as uncharacterized. Bases 1 to 762 code for a protein of 253 amino acids. The transcript has 4 exons. Gene Ontology annotation, molecular function: cysteine-type endopeptidase activity. NCBI's taxonomy places the organism in Eukaryota, Metazoa, Arthropoda, Insecta, Diptera, Culicidae. The record is from RefSeq and is a predicted model, not a curated record. Gene Ontology annotation, cellular component: lysosome.
AUGACGACGACGGUACCAUUGUCGGUGCAAGAAUUCGCCACACAGCGGUCGCGCCCUUCGAUGCGGUUCACCGCCCGCAGAGCCCGCUCGGGUGGCGACACUGCGCUCGGGAGCAUUAUGGUGCGCCAAAGCCACAAACAACAGGGAGUGUCGAAGAAUGACUUCGAACCGAACGCUAAGAUCUCCGAUUAUGUCUGGUCCAGUUGGACGAUGGAUGAUGCCACGGUAGAAAUGAUUGGGCCAUUGAAGCGGGAAAAAAACCAAACAGAUCGACAGCUUUGCUCCCGCGUCAACUCACUGUCGACGAUCGGUGAACGGCGUCACGAAUUUGUCCGUGACAAAACUCCGACUACGCCACUUUUUAUGUAUGAACCACCAUUCUUUGUAGCACCGAAUUCUACACCGUCCCAAGGUCAAUGUUCAUUUAACAAAGACUAUGCAAUUGCCAACAUUAGCGAGUGGGCGAUCAUGCCCAAAAAUGAAGAUGCACUAGCAUUUGCCUUGUGGAAGGUUGGACCAAUUCCAGUCAGUAUAAAUGCCGCACCAAAAUCGUUCCAGUUGUACAGUAAUGGCAUUUAUGAUGAUGAAGCAUCAUGUGAUAACUCGAAAGUGAAUCAUGCAAUGCUUCUGCUCGGCUACACUAAAGAUUACUGGAUACUGAAGAACUGGUGGGGUAGCUGGGGAGAGGACGGUUAUAUGCGUUUGGCCCGUGGAAAAAAUCUCUGUGGCAUCAGCAACUAUGCUGGCUAUGUGACGGUUUGA